Molecule: messenger RNA, 1503 nt
Organism: Penicillium salamii
Lineage: Eukaryota; Fungi; Ascomycota; Eurotiomycetes; Eurotiales; Aspergillaceae
Source: the annotation of a GenBank genome assembly
AUGCGGAUCGGGCUACUUCAUAAACUGACAGCCAUGCAUUGCGACGAGCCAGUAGCAUGCUACUGGGAAUUGAUCUUCACCACUUUUCUGAGACUGGUUGGAGGAAGAGACGAGCUUUUAUUGCUGAUUGACGGAGUUACGGUCGAGCUGCUUCAAUCUUGCGUCCCUAAAUUCUCUAGUAAAGAUUUGAACUCGUUGCGAGUCGAGUUGGAGGAGGGCCGACUUUUUCCAAACUUCUCGGAAGGCGCUCAACAGGACAUAUGGGCGCGUUUGAAAGAGAUCGAUUAUCCAAUUCCAACCUUGAAAACAUUUUUCAAAGAUCGGCUCUAUCUCGAUGUGGCUCAAUGUGUCAUGAAGAGGCUGUUCGUCCAGCCGCGAAGGGAAAAGAUUACCAUCGACCAGGGUGUGUAUGGGAAGUAUGACACUCCCGUUCCCGUCUCGACGGCGCUGAGACAGGAAUGGCUGGGAUCCGACCUACUCGAAUUUUGGCGCUUCAGCUUCCAGUACGGAUUUGAAAUGACCGAUCACCAACGCCUUAAAUGGCCGACAGACGCUGAUCCCGAGGAUAUGCUUGGUCGACGGAGCUCCGGAUUGUUCUUUCUCCCCAAGCAGGAAAUAUGGCGCCAUUUCUUUACACUGGUGAGAGCGAGGGGUUUCCAAGCACCCGUCACAGACGACACGUCAUUUGCAACAGGGGAGCUACCUUCCCCUAGAGUGUGCGAAUACCCAGAAGACUUAGCCGAAGAAAUAGAAGUUGCGAAAAGAUGUGGAAAGCCGUACUCGAAUACUGUCGAGGCAGAUCGAUUCGCUUUGUCCGCAGAGUCGCUGCGGCAAAGUCAAGCCUCAGUUCGAGUGACAGCGGGGUUUCUCCGACAGUCUGUUUUUAAGGCGUUCUUUGGCUAUCUGUGGAAUAGCAAUAGUCAAACGCCCGGUGGUGAUCCUCCUGACGACAACAUUGAAGUUCCACAUCGCGACGAAAGCCCGACUAGAGCAGAUGAUGAUCGGGCCAUGAUGGCCACAGACGGCAUGGACGUGGACCCUGGGAGUCUCAGACCGAGUCCUCUAGCCACCUCGGCAGCCCGGGCUCAUAAUGCUGUGGUUACUGCUUCACCAGCUGACAUACUGCCGCCGUUCGGUGUCAUGACCAUGACAGUUGGAGGAAAUACACGAAGAUUAGACCUACCAAUCCACUACUCGUUUAUGAACGACUUUUCGACUGGCCUAUUCAACAAUAACUUCAACGUCCAGACCGAUGAGAGGGACAAACGAUCCAUUUCCCCAUAUACGUGCUACACUCAUUAUCUGCACAAUCCGUUGUCGGUGCUACACGCCGAAUUUAGACAAAAUGAGCAUACUACCUACGCUAUUGCACCCUCACAAAACGGCGCUGGGGGUAAGAGAAAGAUGCUUGAUAAAGGCCAGCAGAUGGCUAGAGCGGAAAUAUGGUUACAGGAGCAAAUUGCGUGGCUUUGGGAUCCGCGUAAUGGUGACGAGGAGCUUUGA